GCCAUUGGCAAGUCAGCAGGUGGUGUCGGCACCGGAAGUGGCCCCCCCGGCCCUGAUGAACGGAACCAAGGUUCUCAGGGGUCAGGGAGCAAGGGGGAAGCGUACAGAGGCCACGCUGCCACUCGGAAAAUGAGUUAAAGCCCUUGGAACGUCGAACUCCGAAAUUCGAGGUAAAUUUUUUUUAAGCGUUCCGGAAGGGUUCUAGAAGGUAUUCGGGGCCACAGACCCCCCAUGGAAGAUGCUGCAGCUCCCUCUAGAGGCCACGGGGCCCCAGGGGCCCCCGCAGGGGCCCGGGCACCCCGGGAGGUCAGGUCCCGUCCGGGCCUUCCGGUGCCGGAGCGCUCCGGGGCGGCUUCGGGGGACGUCAGCGCGUCUCCCCGUGCGGAUUCCGGCCUGCCCGCCUACCCGGUGGCUCCGGGCCCUGUCCACCUCCGCACGGCGGGCUCCAGGCAACCCGAGCCUGCAGACGGAGGGCACCGAUCCAGCUCGGAGCGGAAAAGGAGCAGCGAGAGCUGGACAAAGCAGAUCGUCUGCAGGUAUUAUAUACAUGGGCAAUGCAAGGAGGGGGACAACUGUCAGUACUCUCACGACCUCUCUAGGAGGCAGAAGGCCAGGGGGGAACAAAGUUCUCCGACUCGGGCCUCUGCAGGCAGAGGACCCAGGAUGGCUGCGCAGAGCGAGCCCCUGGCUCGGGAGACGGUGGAAGCCCCCCCUGCUGCUGCGUCCUCAAGCUCCUUCUCUCUGAUUGGCUCGGCUGCUGCUAGCGGCUUCCUUGAAGCUGAGGCUGACUAUGCCGAAGCUGAGGCUGACUAUGCCGGUCUUGAAGCUGCGGGAGGAGUGGCCGCUGGCGGAGCCUAUGCAGGAGCUGCAUGCGCAGAAGCUGCAUGGGCAGAGCCUGCGGGUGCGGAGGCCGCGGGUGUGGAGGCCGCGGGUGCAGAGGCCGCGGGUGCGGAGGCCGCAGGUGCAGAAGGCUGGGUGGGUGCAGUUGAGUUCAUUCCCGGACAGCCCUACCGAGGUCGUGUGCUGCCUCCGCCACAUGCUCCUAUGGCCCCUCCGCCUCCUCCCGUGUUUUUCCCACGUGCUCCCGUGGUUUUCCCCUAUGUCCCCGUGGUUUAUCCAUUUGCCCCGGUGGUCUUUCCUCAUGGUCCCGUCCUCUUUCCACAUCCUCCCAUGUUCUUUCCCCCUGGCCCUCAGCCUCUUCUGCAGAGGCCGGCGCCUGUGAGAGAGCCGAGGCCUGUGGAUGCAGCGAUGCCACUUUGCCGCUAUGCUGUCAGGGCACAAUGCUUUCGCGGGGAUUCUUGCCCCUACCUGCACGGAGAUAUGUGCGACAUGUGUGGGCUACACACCUUGCACCCUGCGAAUGCUGCUCAGCGGGAAGCGCAUUUCAGGGAGUGCAUCCAAGCGCACGAAAGAGAUAUGGAGCUCUCUUUUGCUGUGCAGCGCAGCAUGGACAAGGUGUGUGGCAUCUGCAUGGAGGUUGUCUAUGAGAAAUCCGACCCCAUCGACCGCCGCUUUGGCAUCCUCUCCAGCUGCAACCACACCUACUGCCUCACUUGUAUCCGCAGGUGGAGAAGUGCUACACAGUUUGAGAACAGGAUCAGUAAGUCCUGCCCACAGUGCAGGGUCCCAUCGAGCUUUGUCGUCCCUAGUAACCUCUGGAUUGAGGAUGAGGAGGAGAAGGAGAGGCUUAUCCAUCUGUAUAAGGAGGGCAUGCGCAACAAACACUGCCGAUAUUUUGCUCGAGGCAGGGGUCACUGCCCUUUUGGAGUAUUCUGUUUUUACAAGCAUGAAUAUCCAGAGGGCUGGGGAGAUUUCUAUCGGAGGCCAGAUGGAGGUGAUGAUGGUGGAUCAUCCAACACAUACUGGCAUCAAGUUUUGGAGCCCGUGCGGGUGCGAGAGGUCUACAUGCCCCUUAAAUGCCGCAAAAAGGAGCAUGUCUUGUUCCGUCUGGCAAGUCAGUUGUUGAAGAAGUUUCUUUCCCUAAGAGAUGAUUUCUCCUUCUCUCAUGAUGAGCUGCUCUUGCUUCAUUAUCAGCUGGAAGAAUAUUUCUAUUUCUACCUUUAAGCCUCUUGCUGUCGUCUGUCGCCUGCUCUCCGGAGGCUCUGUCUUCUGCUGUCACCUGCUUUUCCCCUCUAUUGACUGAAACCUGUUGCUGUUAGAGUCUGUGGAGGCAAACUUGACACAGUGUUAUUUCCUCUCUGUUUUCUUGUGUAUUACACCCCUCUCCCAUCUCUUCCCUACUACAGUUAUGAUGUGCCACUGUGUUAAAAAGUAACAACAACAAAAAGAGUCCUUCAAGUAUUAGUUGGUGUGACUAGUGAGUUGAUAGCUUUGGUCACUGUCUGUUUCUAACAGUAUUUGCUCAGUUGUAGUGUUGUGUUUACAGAAUUUUCUUGUAGUGUUGUGUUUACAGAAUUUUCUUGUAGUGUUGUGUUUACAGAAUUUUCUCACUGUGGACUCCUCAAAAGUAAAUGUGAUUUAGUGAAAGGUAAAGUCCGAAUUAUGAGCUUUCUGCUACAAUAGCCUUAAGUCAUGGCCCCUGGCGGGGCCCUGCAGCUGCUAUCUGCUGGUUUACACUGGUUUACACUUUCUCCCCUCCUCCAAGUGCACUUGUGUAACUUGUGGUUACUUUGUGAUUUGUGUCUUACUUGACCAAAAUGAGGUGAAUCUGUUUACAUGUUUUUAUCCUGUUCAGCUUGAUGUGAAACUAUUUAUACUUGGAGUACGUAUUUAAGACAAACAACAUGCAUCUAUGUAUGAAGCUGUGUACUUGAAAACCAUACAAACAGAUAUAUGCUGUUAUAUAUGUGUUUGUGGAAUAAAAUAAAUAGAUGAGAGCUGAAGGACAAAGGCCAGUAGUAUGGGCUGCUGUGUUGAUUAUGCAGAUGAUUUAUUUGUCCCUGCACAGGGGUCUGUUAUUCACAUCUGAUGGAAAGAACUGUCUAUAGUCUCUAUCAGGCAGAGAGCCUAAAAAGCUUAGAAAACCUGUCAUUAGCAAUUCCCACAGUUGCAUUAAUAGAUUGCCUACUAUAGCCAAUGCAGCAGUAUAUGUUUUUGUGCAUCUUAUUUUUCUUAGUAAUAGCAAAUACUGGACUCAGAUACUUAGUUAUUUCCACUCAAUAUUUAUUUAUAUCAAAAGAUUUCUAGGCUCUGCAGGCAAAAGGCCAUUAACAGAAGUUUUCAACAUAAUAGUAACAAUAUUGAAAAAGGGAAAACAGUACAUAAAUACUGGAACCAGUCAAUAUAGGAAUCAAAAAACAAAAGAGUGAACCAUAGAAAUUUCCCAAAGUGAAAUUUAAUAGCAAUGGAAAUGUAAUACAUAUAUGAACCACAUGUAUUAUAUAAACAUAUAUAAAAUAUGAUAUGCAUAUAAAACAUAAUAUAUAUGCCUAAAUUAGAUGAUAAGUUCAAAAACUAGAACUUAAAGGUUAUCAGACUUGCUUAAAACAAUAUGUGAGGGCUGGGAAUGUGGCUUUACUGGUAGAGAGCUUGCCUAGCAUGCAUGAACCCCGAGGUUCAAUUUCUCAGUACCACAUAAACAGAAAAAGCCAGAAGUGGUGCUGUGGUUCAAGUGGUAGAGUGCUAGCCUUGAGCCAAAAGAAGGUCAGAGACAGUGUCCUGAGUUCAAGCCCAGGACUGGCAAAAAAAAAGUAUAUGAAAUGCACACCUACAGAAUACAGUAUAAAGCAGUGAUGCAUGAUAGCAAUAAUAAUAAGCUAACAGUUUCUAUGGCUGUCUAUUAUAACAAAGUGUAUAUGAAGAAUGCACAUUGCUGAAGAUAAAAGAAUGUUGUAUAAAGUAAAUUUAGCAGGAAUCUGUAACUAUUCCCAUUUUAUAGUCAUAAUAAAAUUGCACUAGUUACACAAAUAAUUGAUAAAUAGAGGAUAUGCAGUGCUUCUGUACUUUGUGUAGAAUGUUAAUACAUCUUUUAGGAGCCAAGGAAAGAAAGAAAGAGAGAGAGAAUAAAGGAAUACCAUUCUAACUGAUUUCCUCA
Perognathus longimembris pacificus (Pacific pocket mouse) is the source of this 3994-nucleotide messenger RNA. RefSeq names its product makorin ring finger protein 3 (gene Mkrn3). Gene Ontology annotation, biological process: protein polyubiquitination. NCBI's taxonomy places the organism in Eukaryota, Metazoa, Chordata, Mammalia, Rodentia, Heteromyidae. The coding region runs from base 232 to 2064 and encodes 610 amino acids. The record is from RefSeq and is a predicted model, not a curated record. Gene Ontology annotation, molecular function: ubiquitin protein ligase activity; metal ion binding. The transcript has a single exon.